Molecule: messenger RNA, 2966 nt
Organism: Culicoides brevitarsis
Lineage: Eukaryota; Metazoa; Arthropoda; Insecta; Diptera; Ceratopogonidae
Product: ankyrin-3
Biological process (GO): intracellular signal transduction; positive regulation of transcription by RNA polymerase II
Cellular component (GO): nucleus
Molecular function (GO): protein binding; transcription cis-regulatory region binding
Source: RefSeq, a predicted model, not a curated record
CAUCACUACAAAAAAUUUUCUGCUCGCAAAUUAAACAAAUUUUCGCGUAAUUUCCUCCGUCAUUUACUCGCAAAACCACUAAACAAGUGAAAUGUUCAUCGGAAUCCAUCGUUUUCCUGCCAAAUAAGUGUAAAAAACGUGCGAAAAAGUCUCGAACGAGCGAAAAACAAUUUUCGCGAAAGGAAGAAAGCAACAGGCUACACGCGCUGUACGACUCAGCUGUACGUCAGAACGGAAAAAUCGAUUUAAUUAUCGAAGAGGAAAAAUGCCCGCCGAAUACAUUCUAUUAUUGUCCAAUGUACCUUUUAGUAACGCAUUAGCUACGACGACAUCGAUAGUUAGCGGAAAAUAAGUUGUUGCAGUCAUUUAGUCUCGCCGCAAAGUUCAAUGACGAAACAUUUCUAAAAAAAUAUUCAAUAAAAAAAGUGAAAAUCAAGGAAAAAUCCAUCAUGGGAAAUAACUUAACUCAAAUAUUUCGUUCUGGCAGUGCCUUAUUGUCUAAUCGCGAUGGACACAAGGUUUCAGAAGGGACAGCUGACAAAGUUCAGACCAUCUUCGAUUGCCUACGAGCCAAUCCCAAGAUCACUGUGCAACGAUUGGAGGCAUUAUUGCUGCAAAUUCCAAAGUACGAAAAUAUUCUGGCAGUACACGACGAAGGCGGAUAUAAUUUGCUGCAAAAAUGUGUUGGAUUGAAUAACAUUGAGAUGGUGCGAUGGCUUCUGAAUCGUUACAAACCCGAUGUGAAUCGAUCUCCGUGCUCCCUGCCCUUGCAUAUCGCCUGUCUGAAAGGUCACGAAGAAUGCGUUGAAUUACUCCUGAAAUACGGUGCUCGUAUCGAUACUGAAGCGCGAAUGUGCUUUCCGGGUGCUCAUUCCCACAAUUGUGAGGAAAGUGGAAAAUAUAAAGGUCCCCAAGAUGAAGUUGGCUGUGAAGUUCGACCAAAUACCAAGCUACAAAAUGCUUUAUGCUACACACUCGAUGGCGAUCAUAUCAAUGUCCUAAAUACGUUGUCGCAAAAGUUGGAGGAGCCAUGGGUGCCAUUUCGGAAUAAUCGAAAGCCUCUUUUGCAUCUGGCAUGCGAGAAGGGAGCUUGGCGUUGCGUGCAACAUCUCGUCGUUACCAGAAGUGACGAAAUUAAUCUCAUUAAGGAUGAAUAUUAUCCAAUUCAUCAGGCUGUGUUACACGAUGGUCGUUUCCUCGAACUCCUAAUAAAUCAUGGUGCAGAGACAACUGUUCGUACUUGCACGCAGCAAAUGACUCUUUUACACGUUGUCAUUCUUGCCACGAAAAAAUCUGCCGAAGACACACUAAAUACCUUACGGAUAUUAUUGGAACGUGGAUGCAAAGAGUUAAUUAAUGCCCCCGAUUCGCUCGGAAACACGCCAUUGCAUGCGUUGAUCGUUCGUUAUGCCUUAGAGGAAGCAAAAUACGGCUACGACAAAUGGAACAAAUGGGACAUUUUACAUCUCGUGCGUUUUUUCCUGCAAAAUGGCGCAAAACAAAGCAUCAAUCAAACAGGCAACAGUGCCCUCGCAUGCGUUUUCCGGCACAUUCGUGACUGGGAAGUGUGUUAUGAGUUACUCAAUAUGCUAAUUAAGGAAGAUGGUGAUCCUAAUAUUGUUGGUCGUGACGGUUCAGUUCCUUUGAUGGUGUGUCUCGUACCAUUAAUUAACAAAGAUCCUUUGCAUCAUUUCACACAUUCAAUGAAGGUUUGUUAUUUGAACUGCAUUCGAAUACUCUUGCAACACGGAGCUAAUCCAAAUUGUUCAUAUCGAUCGAAUUUGACUCCGUUGCACGUCCUAAUAUUCACUGUGAGUGAGAAUUUCACGCUUAAUUGCGACAUCCAGAAACAAACCAACUUUGAUUUCAUCAAAAAUAUCCUGAUAUUAUUGCUGCAACAUGGUUUGGAUUGCAACAUCAUGUCGCAGAACAUCUUACAAAGUGUCCUCGAGAUGCUACAAAACGUUCGGAUGCAAAGUGUGGCUCUCGAUAUGACCUGCGUUUAUGAACUGAGUCUUGUUUUGCUUCAAUAUGGGGCUGAUCCGAGCAUUUGUUUGAGUAAUCGCAUCGCAUCGGGCAACAAUUAUCUCGCUUUGAACGACUUUUUGCUGGAAUUCGAUCGAGGACGUUCGUCACGUGCGGCAGACAAUGGCGGUCCCUCAUCAGCAUCCGGCUCCUCGGUGAACGGAAAUGGCAAUGGCGGCGCCAAUGGAAAUGACAGUUUACGAAAUUCGUUUCGAAACAACGCGAAAAAUUACCUUCUUUUCUAUUUCAUCAUGCUAAUCAUGCGCAAAGAGUUUAUCAUUGUCGAUCCUGAACAAACUUAUUCGCGCAUCAUUCAUUUGUUCUAUGUCUCAAUGAAACACGAACCACUGUACAACUGCUUAAAAAGUCUCCAUAAUCUCUUUAUUGUCCAAGUCCCGAACCGUUCGAUCGAAAAUCUCAGUAACAUCAUUUCGACAUUGUACAAACGCCCCAGAACACUGAAACAAAUGGCCCGCGUUUGCAUUUACGAACAACUUAACCGUAAAUUGGCGCAAAAUAUUAAUCAGCUGCAUUUGCCGCCGCCACUCAAGGAGUACAUGCUUAACUUUGAUCUCUAACCUCUAAUCGUAAGUAGUUACAAUCAAAUUCUGGAUUAAAAAAAAAAUACGAAUUUAAAAUCUUAUAAAGAUAUUAUUAAAGAAAAAUCAACACAGCUUACUGCUAAAAUUAACUAUAACUAAAAAAUAUUCAGAUAAAAAAUAUUAACAUUAACUUUUUACACGUCUCUGAUAUUACUUACUUACUACUGACACCCAAGAAAUAUUAAAGAAAAAAAAAUAAACAAUUCUUGCCUUUAAUUGAAAUUACAAAAGUUUAACACAAAAAGUUAGAAUUUGCUCAAAGCUGCAAAUUUGAAUUCUGCUCAAAAGCAAGACAGAAAUGUGUUUCUUUGAAUUUGACUAAUUAGCGAAAAUAAACAA